CACUAAUAUUUCAACUUCUGUCUCACUGGUUUCCUUUGAAGCGCUUGUUUUACAUUUUAUGUUGUUUGGAAGUGAAAGGACAGAAACAUGUGAAGUGUACGAACUAUUUUCAGCUGCGCUCCGUGAUAUUAUUCACACAUGUCCUGUUAGCUAACAUCACGGCGGACGCUUGUCGCUUAAGUCAGCUGAGCUGCGUGUCAUGGCUCUGGUGUGGUGGUGAACAUGGACACGACCAUUAACUCUUGAGUUCACAGGCAGGAUGUGUGACGGUACUCUGGACUACUUGUUGAGUCGGAGGCAGAUAAGGCGGAGGGACGGUGCUGAGGUGAGAUGGUGUCACGCAGUGAACAGCAGGAGCAGACUGCACGAGACGGUGACAGGUCCCACUCAUAUGAUUGAGGCAGACAUAAUCAUGAGAGGUCAUGACCCCAAAGAGCCAAUCAUGGCACACCCCCCUGACACAGACAGCGACAUCACACUGAAGGAGUGGCUGGAAGCAGUGAAAGAGCACCACAUGGGAAUAAAACUUGACUUUAAGAGCCUGGAGGCAGUGUCUCCAUCUGUGGCUCUGCUGGAGAAAGUGCUGCCUGACCUGAGCCGUCCUGUGUGGAUCAACGCAGAUAUUGUCUCUGGUCCUGGUGGACGGGCCACACCUCUGGACCCUCACGCUUUUCUUUCUGCCGUGACAACUCUCCCCACUCACGCUGUGCUCUCCCUCGGCUGGACGACAGGAUGGACUGCUGGGACAGACAACCCAGGAUACAGCUGGGAUAUGGUGCAUGUGAUUGAGGAGAUAUGUAGAUCCCUGAAACAUCCAGUCACCUUCCCAGUACGUGCAGCUCUCCUGGCCCAGUCGUUCUCUCAGCUCACAUGGCUGCUGCAGCAGUCAGACAGGUACAGUCUAACUGUGUGGACCAGCCAGAGUGACAUAUUUUCACCACAGGACUUAAUGCCCUACAGAAAAAAUGUUGACAUUAGUAGAAUCUACUAUGACCUGCCUGACUGUCAAAGGACAGAGCUCAGUCUGACAGGAGGAGACAAUCACUUAGAAUAACUACACUGCAAACCAAGUUGUUUUCUGAACUCUGACAGACGACUGAUGCCCCCAGGUGGAGAGAGAGGACUGUGAAACUUGGCUCUGUCUAACCAGGGGAGUCAGGACCACUCAAGGAGUUGACUUAAGUCUUAAGACCUUUCCCUCAUGCAUAACUUGGGUUUCUUACCCACUAGAAGUGUGUGGUGGUGCUGCCCUUUGCUCUGUCUUUUAGCUGGGGAAGAGGGGCCAUCUUUGAAUAGUGUGUUUACAAACAGCCACUGACAAAUCCUCCAAAAUGUACCUUUGAGUUACAUUUCUAGUGGCAAUAUCAGAAUCACUCAGGAUCUUAACAAGAGGAACUAAAGUGAAGUAUAUUGAUGACGUCUCUGUUACAAAGUCUGUUUCCCGUCUGACCACACACAGCAAAGUUGAUUUUAGUGACAGGGUCAUGGCGUACCCCUGUACAUCACUGUAGUCACAGGUGACAAGUUUAACCACUGGAGUUGUCAGGGGCAAUUUGGGAUUCAGUAUCUUGCCUAAGGACACUUUGGCAUGUGGAAUGGGGGAGAGAGCGAUCGAACCGCUGAUCUUCUGGUUAGUGGACAACCCGCUCUACUUCCUGAACCAGAGCUGCCUGUAGCAGUAGUGUUUCACUGUUGUAGCUGUUUUAGCUGUAGCUGAUGUAAUGCCUUGAUACUUGGUAUCAAAGCAGUACAUUGGUUUAAUGUGCUGUAUGAAAAUGCACCUAUUUUACAUUGAUAUCAAGUUGAUCUUCAGAUGUAAAAUCUUUAUAUGCAAAGUAAUUAGAAACUGAAGCUGUAAAAUAGAAGUAAUAGUAAGUACAGUGUAUAAAGUAGUGUACAGUGGUGAUUGGGCAGCUGUGGCUCAGGGGGGAGAGUGGUCAUCCUCUUACCAGAAUUUGGUAUUUUGAUCCCAGUCUUGCUCACUCCGCAUGCCAAAGUGUCCUUUGGCAAGAUACUGAACCCAAAAAUUGCCCCUUCUCAUAGACAAAGUACUGCACAUAGAUGCAGUGUAUGAAUGUGUGUGUGAAUUGGGGAAUGGCAAAAACCUGUACUGUAAAGUGCUUUGAGUGGUCAUGAAGGCUAUAAAGGCUCUUUUUAAAUACACAGACCAUUUUUCCAUUUAAAACUAUGGUUAAGAGAUCAAGUGACAAAGUACAAGAGACAAUAUGAAUAGGAAUGUUUUCAAAUGUAGAUUUUUUUUUAUACUUUACAUAUUACAUAGAACCCUAAACAAUGAAGUAAGUAAAUAAGUCCACCAAAUACUGUAUGUGUAUUGUAUCACAUCUGGUUAAUUCAGACUUUACGAAUGCACUUGAGUAGUUCAGAUAAUCCACUCACUAAGACAUUGUAGUGAACAAUGUCAAUGGAAAUGGUAUUUGUCCUCUAACUGGUGUCAAUGAGCUGGAGGGAAAUAUUAGUUUGGAUGAUCUGUGUUGAGCAGAGAUUUGUCAGAUGAUUUUCUAUCAAACUGUGAGGUUGAAGACAUCAGCAGAUGUUAACAGCAUCGUGUUUACAGUGUAUGGAUGUGAGAUGGAUCCUGGGACAAUCCUCUUUUAAUAAAAUAUUUACUCAA
Messenger RNA from Hippoglossus stenolepis (Pacific halibut), 2632 nucleotides. It is a transcript of the gene fam151b, whose product is annotated as family with sequence similarity 151 member B. The transcript has 5 exons. The record is from RefSeq and is a predicted model, not a curated record. NCBI's taxonomy places the organism in Eukaryota, Metazoa, Chordata, Actinopteri, Pleuronectiformes, Pleuronectidae. Bases 260 to 1054 code for a protein of 264 amino acids.